This is a messenger RNA of Drosophila takahashii, 2049 nucleotides long. RefSeq names its product Ionotropic receptor 92a (gene Ir92a). The record is from RefSeq and is a predicted model, not a curated record. Gene Ontology annotation, molecular function: ligand-gated monoatomic ion channel activity. NCBI's taxonomy places the organism in Eukaryota, Metazoa, Arthropoda, Insecta, Diptera, Drosophilidae. Gene Ontology annotation, cellular component: membrane.
AUGUUGCUGCAACCGCUGGUGAUGCAUUUAAGCCAAUUGCUCCGGCUUAUAGUUGGUCAAUAUUUUGCUGGGUUCUCAUCCAUUUUGAUUGUCUACAAUAAUACCGGAUCGGCAACACCCCUUCAACAGGAUUAUUUAGGGUCCUUGGAAUUAGUUCUCCGGGAAAUCAGUCACUCCGUUCGCCUUCAAUGGAUUAAUGUGGCACUAUUGAAGGAUCGGGAGGACUUGGAGAAUCAAGUUAUGGGUGCUCUGAAUAGCAGUGUUACGGAGGGAUUUAUCACCAUUUUGUCGAAGACAGACCACUUUCUUCAUUCCAGGUACUAUGCCACUCGGAAUGCAAAUGUGCGACUCAAGGAUAAGCGUUAUUUGUUCCUGUGCGAGGACGAAAGCCCUGCGGAAUUGCUGGGCAUGCCUAUACUGCAGUUCUACCCCCACCAUCUGAUGGUGCGACCUGGAAUCGAAACUGAGGCUGGAACAGGAACAGGACCAAAAACAGGACCCCAACCAGACCCCAGGCGCAUGGAGGGAGCAUCGGUAAACACGAGAAACAAGGACGUUGGAGUGGGCGGAAUCGGGACGACAACCACUUCGCCCUACCGCGACAUCAAUUUCGAGCUGUGGACACAAAAGUUUGUCGGUGCCUUUGGUAAUUUGGAUGCCCUGCUCCUGGACGCAUUCUUGCCGAACGAAACUUUUGCCAACCGGGUCGAACUUUAUCCCAACAAGCUGCUCAAUCUGCAGCGCCGCAGCCUGCUCGUUGGCUCCAUUACUUAUGUCCCAUAUACGAUUACUAAUUAUGUGCCCGCUGGCCAGGGCGACGUGGAUCCCAUUCAUCCGCAGAAGUCCAACCGCUCGCUCACCUUCGACGGGGCCGAGGCCAAUGUGAUGAAGACCUUCUGCCAGGUGCACAAUUGUCACCUGAGAGUCGAGGCAUAUGGUGCCGACAACUGGGGUGGAAUCUACGAUAACGAAUCGAGCGAUGGAAUGUUGGGGGACAUAUACGAGCAGCGCGUGGAAAUGGCCAUUGGCUGCAUCUACAAUUGGUACGAUGGAAUCACAGAGACCUCUCAUACCAUAGCUCGUUCAUCGGUGACCAUUUUGGGGCCAGCUCCUGCACCAUUACCAAGCUGGCGCACUAACAUAAUGCCCUUCAAUGACCUCACUUGGCUAAUGCUGAUCGCCACUUUAACCAUUUGCGGCACCUUUUUGUAUUUUAUGAAAUAUGUGAGUUAUCGUCUGGGGUUUUCUGCAAAUCAGGAGAAGUUUUAUCAUGGCAGGAAGCUUGAGAAAUCCAUGCUGGACAUAUUUGCUUUGUUCAUACAGCAGCCGUCUGCCCCUCUGAGUUUUGAUCGAUUUGCGCCGCGAUUUUUCCUGGCUACACUUCUCUGCGCCACAAUCACGCUGGAAAAUAUUUACAGUGGUCAACUGAAGUCGAUGCUAACCUUUCCCUUCUACUCGGCACCCGUGGAUACGAUCGAGAAGUGGGCCCAGUCACAGUGGAAGUGGGCAGCUCCCUCCAUUAUCUGGGUGCAUACGAUCCAGAGUACCGAUCUGGAAACGGAACAGAUUCUGGCCCGGAACUUCGAGGUGCACGAUUAUAGUUACUUGGCCAAUGUCAGUUUUAUGCCCAACUACGGAUUCGGAAUCGAACGAUUGUCCUCGGGAUCGCUUUCUGUGGGCGAUUAUGUGUCCACAGAGGCGCUGGAAAAUCGAAUUGUUUUGCAUGACGAUUUGUAUUUUGAUUAUACAAGGGCUGUUUCGAUACGUGGGUGGAUCUUAAUGCCUGAGUUGAAUAAACACAUUCGCACCUGCCAAGAAACGGGUCUUUAUUUCCACUGGGAAUUGGAGUUCAUUGACAAGUAUAUGGACAAGAAGAAGCAGGAAGUGCUGAUGGAUCUGGCGAAUGGGCACAAGGUCAAGGGAGCUCCCCAGGCAUUGGAUGUGCACAACAUCGCCGGCGCUCUGUUCGUUCUGGCCUUUGGCCUCACCUUCGCUGGCUGUGCUUUGGUGAUGGAGUUUCUGAUCCAUAGAAUGGAUAUGAGCGAAUAA